AUGGUGAGCAACCGGCGCGCUACCUCAGCCUCGCCCCGCUUCUUCUUCUGCCCCCUCACGCAACGCCUAGCUACCCUCAAGCUUCCCGAGAAGGGAGAGACGAGGCCGUGGCGUCUCCUGCCCCUCCGCCCAAAGUGUGGCGCCUCCUUCGCCUGAGAAGAGGCCUAAGCAGCCUGGGUUUUCCCUCGCUCCUCACCCCCAACGCACCCACCCACCCGGGUUUAGAAAUUGGGGAUCCCUCCUGACUGAGGGAGCCUGAACCUCCCUCCGUGAUUCGCGGUCCCCAAAACCACGCCGGCCUUGAUCCUUCAGCCGCCGCCUCCUCACCCCGCCCCCUUUCGUGUAGGACGGCGGGACUUAAAGCAUAAUUUGGGACCUGUAUUUUUAUGCUCGUUUGUUUUGGCCUAUCCACGCACACAACCCCGCGCCCUCCUUCUCCCAAUAGUUCGUUGCCACAAAUAGAACUCCUCUUGCCUACUGUAUAGGGAAGCCUUUUAAUGCGCAAUGUUUUCUGAUGUUUUUAUAUACAACCUACAUUUAUAUAUAUCAUUUUAUAUAUCUGGAGGGGUGUUGUGGGAUUAUUCUUAUUUUGAUUUUAUAUAUUGUGAUCUUUUCUGUGAACCGCCCUGAGACCUCUGGGUAUAGGGCGGUAUAUAAAUUCAAUAAAUAAAUAAAUAUACAUUGGGAGUCGCUCAGAGUGGCUGGGGCAACCCAGUCAGAUGGGCAGGGUUAUCAAUAAAAUAACAACAACCACCACCUUGCAGGAUGGAUAGGGGAGGAAUGUAUUUCUGCACAGCUUUUAAGUGGGAGAGAGGCCCACUGAGUUGAGCUUGCUUUAGCAUGUAAUUUUUUUAUUAAAGCUUUUCAUAGUACACUGCGAUAUAGAAAACUAAUGUAAAUAAAAAACAGAAACAGCUACAAAAAAAUACAAAUAGAAUAAAUAAUACACGGAGUCCUCUCACCAUGGAAAACCCAACAUUUCCUUGCCUCCAACCCAGGGUCCUCCAUCAACCAUCUACCACCCAUGAGGGCGUACUUUCAAAUAAAUGCACAUAAGAGAUUGUAGGGUCAUGAGGGUGAGAAUUGGGGACCAAGACCAAAUGACUUAUUGCUAUGUGUUUUGGGUGUUUCCUUGGUUGGUUGGUUGGUUGGUUGGUUGUAUCUAUCUCUACCCCUGAACCUCUGUAGUGCAAUGGGUCAGUGUGUCUAGCUCUUAACCGGAAGAUUGGUGGUUCAUACCCACCACCACUAUGGAAUGACUGUGGGCAGGAUUCCUGUGUUGUAGGGGAUUGGACUAGAUGACCCUCAGGAUCCCAUCCAACCCCAUUCUAUUACUAUUCUUGUUUGUUUCUCAACAAUAUAUGGGACUUUCUGCUGUCACCUGUACAAUAGCUCUGGCUCUGAGUUUUAAUCAAUUCAUUAGCAGGAAAUCCAAAUACGAUACUUUAUUGAUAUGGGCUUCAUUGCUGUUUUUAUUCUCGUUGCAGGCAGAGCUGGGUCUGAAUGAGCAACACCAGAAUGAAGUUAUCAACUACAUGCGAUUUGCACGCUCCAAGCGUGGCCAGCGUCUUAAGACAGUAGACUCUUGUUUUCAGGACCUGAAGGAAAGCAGGUACCAUGAGGAUGGAAUACCUGUAAUACAAAUGUAAACACAAAUGAAACCAAUAUUAGGUGUCAUUCCUUAACAAACUAUGGGAAGUGACAUAUUCCAGCUGUCAGGCAGCCAUGUUUGCUUGCUGAUACUUAUGUAGAAAGCAGGAUUGUCCCACUUUUGGGACGAUGGGCAUAAUUUGGAAGUGCUCAGUCUAGUGAUGAGCUAUAGCAUUUGACCAGUUUGCCAGUCAUCUUACUAGAAAAAUAAAUAGUCAUAUAAUAUUUCAAGGUCUUGUAAUACUGCUGAAGCUUUGGGUUGUUAGCACGGUUGUUGUUUUUUAAUUCUGUUUUGUGGGCUUUUCUGUUUAGGCUGGUGGAAGACACAUAUACUAUUGAUGAAGUGACAGAUAUACUGGAUGGCUUGCAGACUGUGGUACACAGUGAGGUGGAGUCAGAACUUAUUAACACAGCCUAUACCAAUGUAUUACUUCUUCGCCAGAUUUUUUUCCAAGCAGAGAAGUGGUAUCUUAAACUGCAGACUGACAUUUCUGAGCUGGAAAAUAGGUAAAAUACUAUAAAGAGAAUUUUGUAUUCACUUAAAGUGUAUCCUUACUAAUAAGGUCUUUCCCACCACAGUAGUUUCAUAAAUGGCAGUUUAUAGCAUAAUACUGUUCAUGCAGAAGUAUCAGUGAAUUCAUCGGAGGUUACUGCCUGGUAGGUUUGCAGCCUUAGUCUCAAAAUGAUUGGGUUUUUUUAAUCUAAGAAGUGAUUGUUUUGUCUUCAUUAAAAAAGGUUCUGUCUUGGCAUAGUUUUUACAUGUAAGACUUCAGGGCUAAUUCUUUCAUUUUCUAACUUUUCAUUGCUUUAUGAAUUAUAGAAUAUAACUUGGUGUUCAGUAGAAUUGCUUGACUAAAAUAUUUUCUAUUCUUUUUCAAGAGACUUACUAGAGCAAGUUGCAGAGUUUGAAAAGUCAGAAUUUACAUCUUCAAAUAAGAAGGUAUGUGUCUAUUUCUAAAACUCACCAGAUGAUGCUGUGAGGGUUUUGUGUGUGGUUCUUGUUUAAGGGGAAAGGUAACAGUAAAGAAAGUUCUUGCAACUAGUGAGCACCCCUGCUGAACACAACAUGUGAGACCUUUGCCCUGAGUAAGGGAAGGAAGAUUUUCUCAUGCCGUGCUGUUCUUGGAGCAAGCAUCAGCUCUGAGAGAGUUUAGUACUGCUUUUGCCUGCUCCAAAGCUUGAUGUCCUGUGGAGGUCACUGUCAGUCAGCUCUUCAGGGUGCAGAGAGUGGACAGGCUGACCCAGUUACCCAGCAAGCUAGGGAGAAAGCAGUGACAGCCCAGUUGUGGAUGGGAUGGAGAGGAAGGGGUUCUUUUCAUGACUGGAAGACCAGCUGAGGCAAUGUCAGCCCAAGAUAGCAGACUUUUUAGGAGUGUAGGAAUCCCCUUUUUGAUCGCUACACCCCUCUUCUCUGAUUACUCUAGAAUGCACAGAGAAUAUGAUUAAGGGCUCAGUGACAACCACAAUUUUUAAAAGACAUUUGAAGGCAACUAUGUGAUUUUUAAAAGACAUCUGAAGGCAGCCCUGUUCAGGGAAGGUUUUAGUGUUUGGUGCUGUAUUGUGUUUUUACUAUUUUUGUUGGGAGUCACCUAGAGUGACGGGGCAACCCAGUCAGAUGAGCCGUAUAUAAAGAUGUUAUGGACUACAAUGCCCAUCAUCCCUAAACAUUGGCUGCACUGGGUGGGGCUGAUGGGAGUUGUAGUUCAAAACAUCUGGAGGGCACCAUAUUUGCUACAAAAUGAUUAGUCUUCUGGCCAAAGUAUGGAAAGGCUGGAGCAGUAAUUGCUAUUAUAAUGCUUGUUAGAAAGAAAAUGUUUAAUUGAGUACUCUGUAACAUUUUUGUGCCUACUGUAGCCUAAUCCAGAGUUGGUGAAGCCUAAACUUACUCCAUUGCAUGAAGGAGCAUCAGAAUUAUUGAACAAGGUAAAACUUGGUUUUUGUGAUAUUUAUGGUGGUUCAUUGUUGGUUCAACUGAACCUGUUUUAUAUUAUUUCAAACUGUUUAGAAGUUAUUGAAGUCCCCAUAGCCUCUUCUUAGCUUCAUAAGGUGUAUGUGUCAGUGGAGUGAAAUGGUGUGUGUAAUCAAAAGAAACAUGAGGGAGGGGACAGGAAAAUAUCUUUAAAGGCGAAGCUUCUGUCAGAAAAGAGCUUGAAGCUAUGUCUUCAGAAAUGGAAGCUGAGAACUAGAGGGUGUGCAUAGAGCAAUCAAGAUUAAUGCAUUUCUACCCCAAAUUAAAGUGAGAACAUUUCCCUGCCACCACCAGCCUUUAAUGAUUCCUUUAGAUUCAGUUACUUUCAUCGUUCCUCAUUUUGAGGUGCCUCAACAGCUGCCUGGGGAAACAGGAAUGUUAAUUAGUUGUGGAUCCCACUUUUCAUGCUAGUAUAAUUUUCUGUACAGCUUCUAUUUUUCAAAUAAAGCAGGAACAAAGUACAGUAUACCAAAACCUAGUAACUUUCUUGGUCUCACAUAGGCAUACAUUUUUUUUCUAGUCUGAAAAACACUUCUAUGUGAUAGGCAUGAUGUAUUUAGGGUUUGGUCAAGAGCAAGCUAAUUUUUUAAUUGUUCACAGGAAAUAGCAAGACUCCAAGAGGAAAAUGAAAAAUUGAAGACUAGAUUAAAGACCAUAGAAGGGCAUGUAAGUUUGCUCGAGAUGUUGGUAUAUGUGUAUCAAAAGAGUAGUAAUUCAAUUACUUUUCUAAAAAUAUGUUCUGAAUGUUGUUUUCAAUCUUUUCCAGGCUACAAGUGCACUGGAUGAAAAAUCAAAGUUAGAAAAGGCUCUACGUGAGCUACAAAUUGCCCAGGGAGAUCAAAAGGUUUUCACAUCAUUUCUAUUGAAUAUUGCUGUUUUGAUAAAAUUACUCCAUGUAGAUUAUUUUAGUAAAUUUUCAGAGAUAUUCUUGUUAAUCUUAUUUAUCCAGAUGCGAUCAUAUGUAAUGCUGUUUUAAAACCAAAUUUGAAGAAUUAUACCAAUAAAACAAGUUUGGCAUUGCAAAAUAAGAAUUUCUCUUUGAGUAAGGUAAAAUCCUAAAUUUGAGGCAGGCUUUAAAUUUUCUUUCAUACACCUUUUUCAUUGUUAUAAUUCACAUUUCUUGUUUUGUUUUGCUUUCUAAUAUGGUUUGUGGUAUGUAUUUGAUUUCUCAUUUCUAAGCAUUUCAGCACUUUGCUCCAGGGUUUACACUUAAUACUAAACUAUGGUGCAUCUGCUAUUGUCAAUUUAAAAGUGUUUUCAUCAAUUCUCUAAUUCUGAAAAUCCUUUCUAUGUUUACUCAAAAGUACCCAUUGAUUUCAGACAGGCUUUAUGUAAGUUUUCAGUAAGUUCAGAAAAAUUAUAUGCAUGCAUACUUGGAAGAACAUUGCUGCCUCCUUCCCAAAGUCCAGUGUCUCGUUUACCUGGCUAUGGGAAGGCAACACAGGAGCUGGGUGGGGGUGUCAAAUUUUGGUCUCACCCCCUCUACCCCAUGCAACAGGGCAGCGUGUGACUUACGGGUUCUAUGUCAAAGUACUCUUGUGGCCCACUUGGUAUGAAAAGUUGGGCCACCCUGAGCUAUGUUAUUAAAAUAAACAGAGUACUCAUAGUGUCCAGGCACUCUUUUAAGUCACCCAGGCAGAAGGGACUUGUUUUUAGGCAACAUUGUACAUAUUAAGUACACUAUUAUUUUCUGCACUGCUUUCCAGAAUUAAGAUUGUACUAUGCCUACUAUGUCAGCUCCACUUCAGAGUUCUAUCUUUGAUUUUUAAGUAAUGACAUAAAGUUACUGCUUUUAUCAUCCACCUCCUGUUCUGGAAAAAACGAGGCUGAGCUGAUGUCUGAACUAGAAUGCCUCCAGCUGAUCAUUAGAAGAACUCUAUAAUUAAGAAAUAGUGCCAUGAAUUUUCUUUUUUCUCUCUCCUCCCUUCUGUUCCCUUUUUCUUUUGUGUUCAAGGGCAGUUACUUUCAUACAUUUGUAAGAUGCUUUGGGAACCUUUUUGCUUAAUAAUUGAAAUAGAGAAAUAAGCUCAUUGUAUAUAUUUUUAUCAUUUGAAACUUUAGAUUUUUAGAGAGAACAAUUGUUUACUCUUGUAACCAAUGGUCAUGCAUUUAUUUAAUUAAAUCAUGAAUAUAUUUUUUCUUUUUUCAGUUUAACCCAACUCAGGAUAUUAGUGAGUUAGAAAAUACUAUGGCUGAUCUGAAGUGCAAACUUGAAAAGACUUUGCAAGACAGUACUGCAAGCCAAAAAUCAUUGGAAGAGAAUUUGGUAACAACAAAGCAUGACCUUCUUAAGGUUCAGGACCAGUUGGCUAUGGCUGAAAAGGUUAGUUUUUAUUCUGUUGAAUAGUUAUAGUCAUUACCACCUUCCUUAAUGCCUGUAACAUAAGGCAUUGAUAAAAGUGCACAAGCUUUUUCUGAAGCAGAAUAUUGUUAUGGCACAUAUACACAGGGGCAGUAACUCAGAUCCAGGGUUUCUGUGCAUGCAGUUGACACAUGAGGGUCCACACAUGUUUUUUUUCAGCACCAUAUUAAUUGGUGUUCUGCUGCUUGCCAUCAACACCUGUGGGCACAGCUUGACAGAAAAUACCUCAAAUGUGAAUUUUUCAACCCUCUUCCCCCAGUUUUCCUGCAAGGUUAAACUGCAGUUUGCUUGCUCUUUUUUAAAAUACAUAUUUUUGUGCAAUUCUGAUUUACAGAAUUGUAAAAGAUCUGUAGAUCUUUAAAUAAAAACAAACUAGGACUACUUAGUGCUCUGAGUGUACAGUGUGCUUGUACAACAUCUGAGAGCAAGAGGCGGCAGGGUGCCUUCCUGCUGCAAAGGAAACACUGGCUGUUUUGUUUUUCAAUCUCUCUGAGAGCUCCAUGCAGCAGGAAGACUGUUGGAGCAGUUUGAAAAUACAGCGAAAGAAGGCUCAGGGUUGAUUGGAUUCCUUUCCCCACCCCUCAGCAACACAAUCAGACCCUGGAUGCUUUAUGCUGAAGCUGAAUAUCAAUUGGAGAAGUCUGGGAAAGAGGAAUUAUAUUAGUUUACAGAUGUUUGGCACACGUGUACAUGCUCCACUUAGAGCACUGAGCAAUCCCAAACAUUUAUUUUUGUUUUUGUAGGUUGCUCAUGUAAGGAGCAACAAGAAGUAGAGGCAAUAGAGGUCACCUACUAAAAUGUCACUACCUAUGUGACAUACCACUCAGCCAGCCAAACAAAUGCUUUAAGGGGUUUUUAAGUGAGAGUUGUUAAAUACAUAAACAGUGUCUAUUUCACUUUUAAAAAUAACAAAGUAAAUAUAUUGGUAAUUUCAAAUUAACAGGAAUUGGAAAAGAAGUUCCAACAAACAACUGCCUACCGCAAUAUGAAAGAGAUUCUCUCCAAGAAGAAUGAACAGAUAAAGGAAUUACGAAAGAAGCUUUCAAAGUAAGCAGUGCUCUUUCAUUUGUCCUCUCAGCGUGUGGUUUGUAUGGUAAUGUUUGCUUUUGCAAAACUUUUAAGAGCUACAUACUUCCAUUAUCUGAAAACAGGUUGGGGCCCAGUGAGCUUGCUUCUGAUGCACUUGAACACUUGGGACUAGCUCAGUAAAAAUUUAUUCCUUUUUCUUUAAAAUGCUGACCUUCACGCCAUAGUACAAAUGACAUCAGAAACACCAACAUUUUCAAAACCUGUUUGCCAGUCAACACAAAUUACUGCUGUGUCUGAAACACAAUGGUAAAGCUGCCUUGGACAUUCAGAUCUAGCUGCAGAGUUCUUUGGAUCGCAGCCUGAGAUCCUGAUGUUCUUUCUACAACUUAGGCAGUGAGAACCCAUAAACAUGCAUACCACAAGAGGUGGUCCUUAUUGAAGUGCUGCAGAAAGGAGACGAGUAGCUCCUUCUGUUGACAAGAUACAAUGGUGGCAGAUUACACUUCAAAAAUUUGGUAAGAAUACACCAGUAGACAGUGGAGGUGGACACUCGCCUGACAUCUGGUCACCUGUAUUGCUGCUGCGUACUGAAACAGGGUUAUGUGAGGGCAGCAUGGUGCCAGUGUGUUCCUAUCUCACUGUCAUGUUCCCUUUCAUUUCCCUGGUAUGUAGCAGCAGUGAGGCAACCAAAGGUCAGAUGGGUUCUGCCUCCCCACCCCACUAUCCACUGCUGCAAUACACUUUUCAUCUUCCUCCAAAUGUGGAUAUAGAGAGAGCUAAGUAACCCUAGUGUAUAUCUAGUCACUUAGAUAUUUAGAGUGUCCAUCUGUUUCAGUACUGUUUCACUGAAAUUGCACUGCAGAACUGGAAUGGAAUGGCUCAAAUGGAGCUUUCAAAUUCAUAGGGUUUUGAGCUGCUUGGAUAAGGUUUAUAAAUUCUAGGGUUAUGUAUUAAGAUAGUAAAUUAUCAGAUUAUUUUGUAAUUCAAAAUAAAUUAGAUUAUUGGCAAUGUCUUAUGUGAUUAUUUAAUCAUUACCUUCCUAUCUUGCCUGUCUAUUAAAAAAAAUAUUUUAAUCUGUUUUCUUAUUUCUUUUUUUUUAGAUACGAACCAGAUGAUUAA
Messenger RNA from Podarcis lilfordi (Lilford's wall lizard), 8129 nucleotides. NCBI's taxonomy places the organism in Eukaryota, Metazoa, Chordata, Lepidosauria, Squamata, Lacertidae. The record is from the annotation of a GenBank genome assembly.